AGGCCAAUGCCCCCCAGAGUCAAGCAGCCGCUCAGCCUGCUCAGAUAUCUAAUCCAAAAUUCCGUGAAACGCGGCCUCGUCUUCUACUGAUGGGUCUACGAAGAAGUGGAAAGUCCUCCAUUCAGAGCGUUGUAUUCCACAAGAUGCCACCGACGGAGACUCUUUUCUUGGAAUCCACUACACGUAUCCAAAAGGAUGCUAUCCAGUAAGUUUUACCCGAGGCUAAUGUUAUGUCGUAUUACUGCAUGUCUAACAUGGAUAUAGUUCUUUCAUGGAUUUUCAGAUUUGGGAUUUCCCAGGACAACUAGAGUAUCUAGAACCAUCAUUUGAUCAAGAGGAGUUAUUCAGUAACCUGGGAGCCCUCGUUUGGGUGAUAGAUGCCCAAGACGAUUACCUAGAAGCCGUCACUCGGCUAAACAAAACCAUACUUAUGAUCCAGCAAUACUACCCACACAUCAACAUUGAGGUCUUUAUCCACAAGGUAGAUGGGCUCUCAGAAGAAUACCGAUCUGAUACAUUUCAAGACAUCGUCCAGCGCAUCUCUGACGAGCUAAGUGACGCUGGAUACGAAAAUGCACCAAUACACUACUACUUGACUUCAAUAUACGAUUAUUCCGUUUUCGAGGCCUUUAGCAAGGUAAUUCAAAAGCUCAUUCCCCAAUUAUCGACGCUGGAAAACCUCAUCAAUAUUCUCUCAAAUAACUCUGGCAUGGAGAAAACAUAUUUGUUUGACGUUCUCAGCAAGAUAUACAUCGCCUCCGACACAAGACCAGUAGACAUGGCAUGUUACGAGAUGUGUUCCGACUACAUUGAUGUGAUCGUUGACAUCAGUGAACUAUACUCCUGGGACCAUCCAGACCGAAAGGCUAAGGGCCCUCAAGUGUCAGAAGCAGAAAGCCAUGUUAUACUUCACGAUAAAUGCAUGAUUCAUUUAAUGGAAAUGAACAAGUAGGUCCGCACCUUGACUGUAUCGCUAUUGAAUACUCCGCUAACUUGAACUCUUUCUAGAUACCUCUGUCUUGUUUCCGUGAUCAAGAAUCCUGAUGCAAAGGAGAAGAAGGGACUCAUCGAUAUGAAUUGCCGGACGUUUCAAUAUGCGCUCAACGAGGUGUUUAGUAGAACAUGGGAUCAAGAGUAAUCCAUAGACGGUAGCAUUGGGCGGCUAUCUGUUUGAAGCAUUGAUAUACUAAUUUGAAUUUUUUUUUUCUUUU
Molecule: messenger RNA, 1211 nt
Organism: Trichophyton rubrum CBS 118892
Lineage: Eukaryota; Fungi; Ascomycota; Eurotiomycetes; Onygenales; Arthrodermataceae
Exons: 2
Coding region: 272-952 (226 amino acids)
Biological process (GO): cellular response to amino acid stimulus; cellular response to starvation; positive regulation of TOR signaling
Cellular component (GO): Gtr1-Gtr2 GTPase complex; nucleus; fungal-type vacuole membrane
Molecular function (GO): GTP binding; GTPase activity
Source: RefSeq, a predicted model, not a curated record